Molecule: messenger RNA, 839 nt
Organism: Scaptodrosophila lebanonensis
Lineage: Eukaryota; Metazoa; Arthropoda; Insecta; Diptera; Drosophilidae
Exons: 2
Coding region: 1-759 (252 amino acids)
Source: RefSeq, a predicted model, not a curated record
AUGCGUACUACCAUCCUAACAAUAGCGCUUUGUGGCCUGCUCAGCUGCCCUUUGACCUCCGCCACUGCUUUCGAUGACACAUUGCGGGAGGUGACCGAGUUUCUGCGUUUGCAAAUGAGAUGCGGUUAUCCGGAUCGCGGUAUACCUCCCCUGGCGCCUCUUGAGGUUCCCUAUAAGGCUGUGGAUAAUCAAGCCGGUGGCUUUAAUUUCAAGGGCAACUUUACCGACCUCAGCAUUGCUGGACUGGAUGGCUUCGAGUUCUCCAAAUUGGAGUGGAAUAAUAUUUUCCACACCAUCAAGUUCGAUGUUGUAUUGCCGCACCUUAAGCUAAGCAGCUCCAAUUACAAACUGAACAUAUUGGCACAUCUAUUGGGUCUUGAUUUGUCCUUGUGGGGCGAUGGCGUCUUUGACUUGGAACUCAUUAAUUUGCGAGCCUAUGGCAGCUUUAUUAUACGACCCACAUCGGCGACCAAUGGUGUGUAUGUGAAGAGCUGGAAAGUUGUGUGGGAGUUGGAGGAGGCGAGGUCGCAGACAACAGGCAUUAUGGGCAGUCGUGUCUACUCAAAGGUGGUUAAUGAUUUGAUCAAGGAAUUUCUGGAGCUCUUGAUUAACGAUAAUCCCGAUGAGAUUUCUCAAUUCAUGGAGGAUUUAAUUGUGCCCCCAUUGAAUGAGGUGUUGGCAAAUGUGGCCUGGUACGAGAUUACGGCUGUUAUUUUGGGUCUCGCCGAGGGUAUUUUGCCUGUGGAGGCAAUUUGUUAAAUUUAAACUAAUUCUAAAUGUAUACAAGUGCAUUCAUAAAAUUUUGCUAUAGAACAAUAAAUCCAUCUUAAAAGAUUAAA